UGGUGGGUUUUCUCACAGGAAAAUCUCCACUCAUAGGGUUUAUCAGAGCGACUACACGUCAUUUCUGAAACCAAACUCAGAAUCCAUGGCUACCAAAACACUAAUCCGAACCGGAGCAUCUCUGCUGAACCGCUUCGUAUCCAAAACGCCUUUGCUCCACCAACCCAACACCACCCAAAACCCCCACCUGUUCCCAUCUCUCUCCAAAAUCCAAACUUCCCUCCAUCUUCCCCCUCAAAACAAUGCAUUUUCUCUCUCGAAACUCUCUUCCCAAGAUUUCCUCCACCCCUAUGGCCUCCCCUCUCUCGAAUUCUUCUUACCCAAUGGGGAUUCAUCAACUGAGCCAAUGCUUUUAUUCCCCAAAAGGACAUUCCAGCCUAGCACCAUCAGGCGUAAGAGAAAUCAUGGAUUUUUUGCCCGCAAGGCAACCAAGGGUGGACGGAGAGUCAUUGCUCGAAGAAUAGCCAAGGGUCGGUCAAGAAUUACUGCUUAGUAACUCCAUUUGUGUCAAAAUUUUGAUUGAAGGAGGAUCAAAUUCAAGUACGGCCCUAGAUUAUGGUACUCUAAAGCAAAUCAAAUACACUUUUGCUCUGUCAUGUUCAACAUAUCACUGGCUUGAACGAACCAUGACUCCAAGCCCAUGACUGUUGUUCAGGCAUUUGUUCACUUAAAAAAUUGUGCUUUAUAUUCUAGCAAGAAUAUGUCGUUGCUUGGAUUGUUAUGGAGAUGUCUGUAGUCUUAAUAAUCAUAAAAUGUAGCUGCAUCCAUGAUUUGUUUCAAUCCAAGAGUAAUUAAACCUUUUAA
Molecule: messenger RNA, 804 nt
Organism: Mangifera indica (mango)
Lineage: Eukaryota; Viridiplantae; Streptophyta; Magnoliopsida; Sapindales; Anacardiaceae
Exons: 3
Coding region: 86-493 (135 amino acids)
Biological process (GO): translation
Cellular component (GO): mitochondrial large ribosomal subunit; ribosome
Molecular function (GO): structural constituent of ribosome
Source: RefSeq, a predicted model, not a curated record